Molecule: messenger RNA, 2122 nt
Organism: Helobdella robusta
Lineage: Eukaryota; Metazoa; Annelida; Clitellata; Rhynchobdellida; Glossiphoniidae
Exons: 17
Coding region: 1-1953 (650 amino acids)
Cellular component (GO): plasma membrane
Molecular function (GO): mechanosensitive monoatomic ion channel activity
Source: RefSeq, a predicted model, not a curated record
AUGGAUGACUUACCUGACUUACCGAGCAAUAUUGCUAAGACCUGGGGGGCCAGGACUCUGAGAUCAAGGAAGUACUCACUUGAAAGUAUUGAUGGCAAGAAAAGAGAGGUGUCAGGGAUAAAUUUAGAUCUGGUGGAUAUUGAUGAAAGCGAAGAUGUUCGGAGUAGAGCUACCAGAAAGUAUGGAUUCACAAUAUUUUCAUUUUUCAGUUUUGUGUGGUGGCUUUUUCUGGUGAAUUUGUUCACCACAGCAUUGAUCGUUCUAUUUCUCAUUCUGCCACAAUCUCUCAUGUCCUCUAGAAACUUUCUGGAAGACGACAUGUGCAAAAAUGCCAGCUCCUAUGAAUGCAAGAACUCAUGUCUGACUAUGAAUAUGACAAUAGAGCAGCCUAUGAAGCCCUGCUUGGACUUUAGAACGUGUUACUAUACAGAACAGUAUGAGAAAAAGAUUGAAGCAAACUCCAACACAUCUCAGUUGUGGGCAGUUGUCAGUUUCUUGCAAGGAGCUGGAUGGAUGGAGCGAACGUUCUUCUUCAUCGGGAGUUACACAAAUAAAAGUUCCCCAAUUUUUUACAACAUGGAAGUGGCAGUGCUAUUGGUUGUCGCCAUCUACUUUCUUCUUUUUCUCGUUUCUAUGGUCUACAGCUCAUCAUCUCUCAUUCGACAACGAAUGAUGUCAGACAAGAAGCUUGUACAAUUGUCAGGGGACACGUUUCCUUCCUUCCUAUUAGCUGACAAAGUUUUUAGUGGGUGGGACUUCACAAUAGCAGAAACUUCGAGGGCAAUCAGCAAGAAAUACCAACUCAAAACAUUUUUCACUGAUAUGUACAUAGAGUACACAAAGUUUGGCAUGAAGAAGCCACUACUGCUGGCCAGGUUGAGGCUGUGGGCGGUGCGGCUGGCCAUCAACGUCAUCGUCGUCGCCCUCAUCGUCGCCUCUCUCGCCGCCAUCGUCAUUUCAAUCACUAAGCAGGAACAGAUAAUGACGGACGACGUGAAGAGGAACCAGGCUCUGAAGCUGCUGUGCUCCUUCACCCCCGCUCUGACUGUCGCCUUUCUCACCACCCUCAUGCCAUUCAUCUUCUCCAAGCUGGUCACCAGGGAAAAAUAUUCGGCCGAGAACAAAGUCAACAUGGUCAUAAUCAGGUCCAUCUCAUUAUACCUGGCCUCCGUCAUCACGUUGGUCGUAAGUAUCGCUGGUCGCAUGGUCUGCGAUCACCAGCCGUGUGACCGGGACAUCCUGUGCUGGGAGACUUACAUCGGCCAGGAGCUGUACAAGUUGAGCCUGGUUGACAUAUGCAUAGAGAUAGUAGGCUUCCUCUUGCAAUGCGUCAGGAAACGCCUUUAUGUUACGUAUCCUAACAAUCGGCUGUGCAAGUUGGUUGGGAACCAGACGUUCAACGUUCCAAAGAACAUCAUUGAAUUCAUCUACAUGCAAGCUAUGUGCUGGCUGGGCAUCCUUGUGGCUCCUGGCCUUUCCAUAAUGAACACCUUCAAGAUUUUACUACUCUUCUUUCUUAAAUUUCUGACGCUGAUUUGGAACUGCAGACCGAAGGAGGAGAAGCGAGCUUCGAAGACCAACUACUUCUUCGUCAUCAACCUCCUGGCAACUUUCUUCAUAUGCGCUUGCUUCAACGCAUUUGUCGUUGGGAGGGUCCUGCCCUCUCCGUCGUGCGGGCCGUACAGGGAGUACAGCAGGCCGGAUGACUUCAUGAGUCGUCGCAUCAGUUCCGGCAUCGAUGACUACCUCAGUGCUCCGCUCAGAACCCUCGUCCUCUUCUUCGGCUCCUGGAUGUUCUUCAUCGUCGUCGCCAUCAUUCUCGGUCUGUCCGUGCUGUAUUACCAAUCCAUCAUCGCCGGAAACAAAAUGCUGACCAAAAAUCUCAGAGACCAGUUAUCUUCUAUGCAGAACGACAAUCAAAUUUAUAAGAAAGAAUUGCAAUCAUUGAAGUGAAAUGUUACAAAAUAAUUCCCAAAUUCAUCACAUCUACUCAACACGAAAUAUGACUAAAUGGCCGAAAUCUCGAUUUUAAUUUUUUUAAAAAUUUUUAAUGAGAACUUUGAAGCAAUAGUUUUUCAUUCCCAUAUUUUUUAUGAUCAAUAAAAACAAGACAAACAAACUU